GGUUUAUUGGAUAGUAUAAAAAUGAUUAUAAAUGUUUCAAAGUAUAAGUUCUCUCUGUCUAACUUACAUCAAGAUGAAAGGUAAAGUGAGCAGUGUGAUUUUGUGCAUUUUCGGAUUUUGUGUCAUCGCUCAAGGCGCGACUUAUGAUCUGCGUAACGUUCAAAAAUACUAUAAAUGCUGGGUAUAUGCUCAAUGCUAUUCAGAUGGACCAGCGGGGAGGGAAUUUGAAAAGUGCCUCAAUAACAAUUUCACACCUGAACUUCUGAAAGAAACUUACACGACUGUUGUAAAACCUGCCGGGAAUUACUAUAGUGACGCCUAUAACGGGGAGGUUGGAGAAAUGUGCAGUGAAUAUGAGCCCGACAGGGUUGAAACAUAUAAAAGGGAAAUGAACGCAUUUACCUCCCAUGUACAGAACGUCUGUAAGGAUCCAAACAAUAAAGAAACAUGCUCAAGACUUAGUGGCUUCGCAGAUUGUGUUGGAGCCCUUGAGGAUCGAUUGAGGGAAAAUGAUCAGUGCAACAAUAUCUAUGGACCAUUCAAGUAUGUGGUGUCGGCCUUUUCAUGACAAAAAAAACACAAUUUUUUUCCAAGAAGCAAUUUUUUUUUUUAAUUAAUUGCUUUCAUUCAUCAAAAUUUUUGUAGGAUGGAUGCAAAAAUGUUAUUCUUGAAAUCAAUAAAUAAUGAACUUGUAUGAAGAAAUAUA
Molecule: messenger RNA, 706 nt
Organism: Argiope bruennichi
Lineage: Eukaryota; Metazoa; Arthropoda; Arachnida; Araneae; Araneidae
Exons: 6
Coding region: 32-568 (178 amino acids)
Source: RefSeq, a predicted model, not a curated record